Perognathus longimembris pacificus (Pacific pocket mouse) is the source of this 3655-nucleotide messenger RNA. RefSeq names its product KRAB-A domain containing 1 (gene Krabd3). The coding region runs from base 6 to 3467 and encodes 1153 amino acids. The record is from RefSeq and is a predicted model, not a curated record. The transcript has 18 exons. NCBI's taxonomy places the organism in Eukaryota, Metazoa, Chordata, Mammalia, Rodentia, Heteromyidae. Gene Ontology annotation, biological process: regulation of DNA-templated transcription.
CGCGCAUGCGCCGCCCGGGCCGUGAGGCCGGGGGUCGCUGCGGGCGGAAGAGGGGCCUCCCUCCCACCACCCCUGCCCUCCGGGGAUGCGCUGCGCGGGGCGGGCCCGGGCGCUCCCACCUCCACGGUUCCCCCCCGGGCCGGGGCUCGGGGCCCCGCCUCCUCCCCCGUGAAGCCCUGACGCCGAGGGUCGCCGCGCAGCCUCCGCCGGGAGCGGCGCCGGAAGCUGGGUCAGCCCGGGGGGUCGCGAGCUCGCGUCCGGGAUGGCGCGCCAGACUGUGCCCACAGGCGCCCAUCAGCUUUAAGGACCUGGCCGUGCGGUUCUCGGAGGAAGAGUGGCGGCUCCUGCAGGAGGGCGAGAGGGAGUUCUACCGAGACGUGAUGCGGGAGAACUACGAGACGCUGGUCUCCGUGGGGACCGCGGAGCUGCUUCCCCUCUCCGCUUUCCUGUCACCCACAGAGCCUGGAAGAGCCGCGGGGGCCGAGAGCUGCGCGGCGGGGCAGGGGCCUCCCGCAGGGGCCGGCCCCCUCGGAGGACAGCCCCAGCACAGCCUGCACCUCACGGCCCUCGUGCAGCUGGUGAAGGAGAUCCCAGAGUUCCUGUUCAGAGAAGUCAGGGGCCCCGAAGACGGCCCCGAGAGUCGGGGAGCCAGCCUGGACGGAGAGCGAGCGAGCCCCCGGGCAGCUGUGGCGGCAGAGGCCUGCCCUCCUCCGGGCGUGCUCACCUGCCUUCCAGAGAGCCCCCCGACCCAAGCGGACCCGGCCACCACACCUGCAGGCAGCUCGUCCUCCAGUGGCCCUCCCGGAGAGCGGGGGCAGGGGAGCCCCCUCCCCCUCAGAACUGCUGACAAACUGCAGCCUUCUGGAAAGGAAGGCCCAAGAGCCCCAGGUGAGGAGCCCAGCCCUCCCACCUGUAGCCCUAGCCAUAGGAAGGGCCAGCGAAGACUGGAGAGGGGAGCCCCAGGGCCAGGACUCUCUCCCAGAAACAGCCCCUUGCAAGGCCUCGUCAACUGCCUGAAGGAAAUCCUUGUCCCUGCACCCCAGCGCACGGAGGCCGCUCUGAGCUCGCAGCCUUCUCUCCCUCCCCAGAGUGCUUCGAAGCACACACAGGUGGAGGUGCCCGGGUACCCUCCCUGGCCAGUGAAGACCGAGGCGGCGGCGGAGGAGUGUCCCCUCAAGGGUCUGCUCAACUGUCUGAAGGACAUCCCAGAGGCCCCGGAGCAGCGGCCCAGCCCCUCGGGAGCAGGGGACCCAUGGCCGCCAGAGGAGGCAGGGGCCUGGAAGAGGAAUCCUGGAGGUCACAGACGCCUCCACACCCCUCCUCCGCGCCCCGGUCCCGGCGCUGGCAGCGCCCUCGCCAUGGUGAAGGUGGAGGACAGCUGGACCCCGAGCCCCCUGGGGCCGGCAUCAUGCCAGCUUGGCAGGCAAGGCUACGGUUCCUCCUCCACCACCGCCGACGCCAGAAGGGGCCGAGUGCCCCUCUGGGGCCCCACGGGUCAAGCCAGCAGGGCCUCAAGCUCACCCCUGGAAGCCCUGGAGGCCUGCCUGAAGGGCAUUCCCUCCGCGGGACCGUCGCCUCCCCAGCUGGUGGCUAAUUCUUGGUCCCGGAGCCCCCAGCCAGGAGAUGCUGGUCCUCACAAGCCCGAGCUGCAGCCUCAAGGGUCGCACAGUGAAGAGGCCGCGAGGGACCCCCUUCCACCCCUGGGCCUGCGGGGCUGUGUGCGAGAGGGCCCCCAGGGCACCCCCACCAGCUUCUCCUCCACCAGCAGCACCGACGGCGACCUGGACCUGGGGAGCCCCGGGUGCAGCCAGGGACUGCAGUUUGGUAAAGGGUACCUGCCGGGAAGCUCCCCGCUGCAGAGCCUGGAGAACUGUCUCCGAGAGAUCCCCAUGCCCCGGCUGCAGCCCGCCUGGCCCUGCUCCUCUGCCGCGGACAGGGGCCUGAGAAGAAUGGAGCCCAGGAGCUGGACGGCAGACAAGGAAGGGCUGAGGGGUGAGGUCUGCGAGCCAGCCCGUCUCAGACAGGGUGGGGGAGAAGUGCCCACCAGAAGCCUCCGUCUAGCCAGCCCGCAGGCCUCCACCUCCGGCUGCAUGACCGCCUGCCCCCAGCGAAGGCCCAAAGACGCAGGGGCCACCAGGCCAGGACCCUGGAGGUGGCUGCAAGACGGGACAGCCACCGCCCCCUCCCCGCUGCACUGCCUGGAGAGCUCGCUGAAGGGGAUCUUGCCGGCGAAGCCCUUGCGCUUCACCUGCUUGGCCGGCCCCGGCCCCGGCCCCAGCCCCAGCCCCUGCUCUAGUUUGAGUCUCAGUAGCUCCGAUGGAGAAGACCUGAGGCUGGAACCGGAGCCCUGGCAGCCGCCCCUCCAGGAGAGAGACCGCCCUCCCAGCUGCAAGCGUCCUCUCUCCCCGUCCCUCGCCCCUGGAGGGUAUCCUGGAGGCAGCGGCGGCAGCUGCGUGGGGGCACCCCCUGAGGGGUCACAGCCCAGGGACGACGGCAGCCUCAGGACAGGAAAAGCAGAAGAGGGCACAACGGAAGUCAGGUCCCUGUCACCCAGGGGAGAAGAGGGAGCGGAGAGCCCCGGCCAUCCCGGCCCUCGGUUGGGUGCUGGAGAAGUAGAGGCCACGGGGCAUCCUCGUCCCGCCCCACGGCCAGAGGAGCAUCCUGUGCCCAGAGACGAGGAAGAACCCCAGGGCCUGGAACCAGGACACGGAAGACCCAGUGCCGCAGAUGCCUCCCAGGACCCGCUGGGGCCCCCCCGCCCGUCUCCCCCGCCGCCGUGUCUCUGCGGGGGAGCCCUGCAGCGGGAGCUGCGCAGCCUCGGCGCCGCCCUCGAGGCGAAGCUGGACCGGCUCGCCACGGCCCUGGCGGGCCUGACUCAGGAAGUGGCCACCGUGAGGACCCAGGUGGACCGGCUGGGGCGGCGGCCCCGGGGCCCCGGGCCCAAGCCCUGGGCCCUCCCUCGGGGACCUCGCUGGGCCAGCGGUCUGGGUCACAGACACCUGCCCUACUGGAGACGGAAGGGCCCCACCAGGCCGAAACCAAAGAUCCUGCGGGCCCAGGCGGAAGGCGGCCGGGCCGGUGACCUCCAGGCCCUCCCCAGAGGGAAGGCCUACCUCGUGCCGCCGCUGUCUCCCGCCACUCCUCCCGCAGAACCUUCCAGGCCCGGCUGCGGCCCGGCCCAGCCGCCCCCCUCCUCGGCACCCAGCUGCCACCCUGCGCCGACGGGGCACCCCCUCCUCGGACACGCUGGGCGCCACCAGAGCCCUCCCCCACCUUUAGUACCCGCUGCCUUGUCCCCCCUGGUGGCCUCCCCCGCCACCGGCCCAGACGCAGAGCUGCUGACGGCAGGGGUGUCGCAGAUCAGGGUCCCAAACCGGCCCAAGGAGCCCAGCAGCCUUGCGGGGGGCGGCCUCCGGGAGGACCUGUGGAGUACUGAGCACAGGGACCCAAGGUGGGGGGCCCAUUGACCGCUCUCCGUCGGCUCCUCUGCGGGGGCCCCCCCCCCCCCCGCCGCUGCUCCCGGAACGGCAGGCCCCGGCGGUGUCCGCGCGCACGGCCCGUGGCGCCUCCAGCCUCACCUCAGGGUUUCUUGGCUCAGGUUCAAGCCCAUGCUCCCCCGCCCUCCCCAGAGCCAUCCCCCCCCCCCCCCCCCGCC